GCUCAGGUUCCAAUGAUGUCCCCAAAUGGUUCAGUGCCUACUAUUUAUGUGCCUCCUGGAUAUGCCCCACAGGUUAUUGAGGAUAACGGUGUUCGAAGGGUUGUGGUGGUUCCCCAGGCUCCAGAAUUUCAUCCUGGUGGUCACGCAGUGAUACACAGGCCUCCACAUCCCCCACUGCCUGGCUUUCUUCCUCUUCCAGCCAUGAUACCCCCUCCACCACGUCAUAUAUACUCACCCGUGACUGGAGCCGGUGACAUGGCAACACAAUACAUUCCACAGUAUCACACCUCACAAGUAUAUGGGGAUCUGGAUACUCUGCCUGCUCAUGGAAGAUCCAACUUUAGAGACGAAAGGUCUAGUAAAACAUAUGAAAGGUUACAAAAAAAAUUAAAAGAUCGACAUGGAACUCAGAAGGAUAAGUUAAAUAGCCCUCCAUCAUCUCCUCAGAAAUGUCCUUCUCCUACAAGUGAACAUAAUGGACUUACAAAAGGACAGGAUGCAGCUGGUAUAAGCACAGGUUCUACCAAAAGCAAGUCUUUGGGUAAAGGAAAAAGCAAUUCUCAGACAGACACAGAAGUAGAAGAAAAGGAUGAAGAAACAAAAGCACUUGAAGCACUUCUUUCUAAUAUAGCCAAGCCAGUGGUAUCAGACAUUCAGGCAAGAACAGCACUGCUUAUGUGGUCCCCUCCAUCCAGUGAUACCAGAGAAGAUGCUGACAAGAAUGACAUACCAGAUGUUUAUACUUACGAAGUAAUGAUUUCAAAUACCGGAAAAGAUGGAAAGUACAAAACUGUAUACAUUGGAGAAGAAAAUAAAGUUACUGUAAAUGAUCUCAAGCCAGCAACUGAUUACCAUGCAAAAGUCCAAGUAGAAUGUAACUGUGUAAAGGGGAGCCCUUCAGAAGCAGAGAGUUUUACCACAGUAAGUUGUGAACCUGAUACUCCAAAUCUGCCCAGGAUAACUAAUCGGACCAAAAAUUCUCUUACUCUGCAGUGGAAGGCAUCUUAUGAUAACGGUUCUAAAAUCCACAGUUACCUUCUAGAAUGGGAUGAAGGAAAAGGAAAUGGAGAGUUUUGCCAGUGUUAUUAUGGCCAACAAAAGCAGUAUAGGAUUACUAAACUAUCACCAGCAAUGGGAUACACCUUUAGACUAGCAGCCAAAAAUGACGUGGGAAUGAGUGGUUUUAGUGAAGAAGUCCUGUAUCAUACCUCAGGCACUGCCCCGACCACACCAGCAAGUCCUUUGCUGAUUAAUGCUGGAGUUACUUGGUUAUCCCUACAGUGGACAAAACCCUCAGGAACACCAUCAGAUGAAGGAAUCUCGUAUAUAUUAGAGAUGGAGGAUGAGAACUCAGGAUAUGGUUUCAAGCCAAAAUAUGAUGGUGACGAUCUUACCUACACAGUGAAGAACUUGAGGCGUAGUACAAAAUACAAAUUUAGGGUCAUUGCCUAUAACUCAGAAGGGAAAAGCAGUCCAAGUGAGACAGUAGAAUACAUUACUUGUCCAGACAAGCCUGGAGUACCUUCAAAACCAACAGUGAAAGGAAAAAUUCACGCACAGAGUUUUAAAAUAACCUGGGAUCCCCCAAAAGACAACGGAGGAGCAGCAAUAAAUACAUAUGUUGUGGAAAUGUCUGAAGGCAUAAAUGGAAACAAAUGGGACACGAUAUACAGCGGAGCUGCUAGGGAACAUGUGUGCGACCGACUAAAUCCUGGCUGUUCCUAUCGCUUACGUGUAUAUUGCGUUGGGGAAGGAGGACAAAGCACGGCAUCUGAUUCUUUACUGGUGCAGACACCAGCAGUGGUUCCUGGUCCAUGCCAACCUCCAAGGCUACAGGGUAGACCAAGAGCAAGAGAAAUUCAGCUGCGCUGGGGACCACCUCAGGUAGACGGUGGUUCACCCAUUACGUGUUACGGUCUGGAAAUGUUUCAUACAGAAACCGAUGAACAUAAAGAGGUGUACCAAGGCUGUGAUGUUGAAUGCACAGUAGGCAGCCUUCUUCCAGGGAGGAUGUACAACUUCAGACUGCGAGCAGCUAACAAGGCUGGGUUUGGACCUUAUUCAGAAAAAUGUGAAAUAACUACAGCACCUGGACCACCAGAUCAGUGCAAGCCCCCCCAAGUGGCAUGCCGAUCUUCUGCAUGUGCUCAGGUGUCAUGGGAGGUUCCAGUGAGUAAUGGAGCUGACGUCACAGAGUAUCGGCUGGAGUGGGGCGGUGUAGAAGGAUGCAUGCAGAUCUCCUAUUGUGGGCCCGGGAUCAACUGUGAAAUGAAAGGGCUUUUGCCUGCCACUAUAUACUAUUGCAGGGUUCAGGCAGUGAAUGUUGCAGGUGCGGGCCCUUUCAGUGAAGUAGUGGCAUGUAUGACUCCAGCCUCUGUACCUGCAGUUGUGACUUGUCUUCGAGGACUAAGUGAAGAUGAAGUUGAAAGUCCACACUAUUCUCCUUCCACAUGCCUUGCUAUAAGCUGGGAAAAACCUUGUGACCAUGGAUCUGAAAUCCUUGGCUACAGCAUAGACUUUGGAGAUAAGCAGCCAAUAACUGUUGGGAAGGUUCUGAGCUAUUCUAUAGAUGGCUUACAGCCAGAUACUACCUACAGAGUACGAAUUCAAGCCCUAAACAGUCUCGGAGCGGGUCCUUUCAGCCACACCAUAAAACUGAAAACAAAACCUCUCCCCCCGGAUCCACCUCGCCUGGAAUGUGCUGCAUACAGUUCUCAGACUCUCAAGCUGAAGUGGGGAGAGGGAACUGCAAAAGCACUAACUGACUCCAUUCAGUACCACCUUCAGAUGGAGGAUAAGAACGGAAGGUUUGUAUCCUUAUACAGAGGACCAUGUCAUACAUACAAAGUACAAAGACUCAGUGAGUCAACAUCAUACAAAUUUUGUAUUCAGGCGUGUAAUGAAGCUGGUGAAGGUCCCCUUUCUCAAGAAUAUGUUUUCACUACUCCCAAAUCUGUUCCAGCUGCCUUGAAAGCACCAAGGAUAGAGAGAGUAAACGAUCACACUUGUGACAUCACAUGGGAGGUUCUGCAGUCCAUGAAGGGUGAUCCAGUUAUCUACUGUCUUCAGGUCAUGGUGGGAAAAGACUCGGAGUUCAAACAGGUUUAUAAGGGUCCGGACUGGUCAUUCCGAUACACAGGCCUCCAGCUGAACUGUGAAUACCGUUUCCGUGCGUGUGCCAUUCGACAGUGCCAAGAGACAGUAGGUCAUCAGGACCUGGUAGGCCCCUACAGUGCACCAGUGCUAUUCAUCUCUCAGAGGACUGAACCACCGGCGAGCACCAACAAGGACGCUGUGCAAACCACAAGGACACAAUGGUCACAGAGCGACCAAGUGUGCGCUGCUGUCAUCCUUGCACUUUUUGCUAUCUUUUCCAUUCUGAUCGCUGUUAUCAUUCAGUACUUCGUAAUAAAGUGAAGAAA
Balearica regulorum gibbericeps (East African grey crowned-crane) is the source of this 3422-nucleotide messenger RNA. Lineage: Eukaryota; Metazoa; Chordata; Aves; Gruiformes; Gruidae. The record is from RefSeq and is a predicted model, not a curated record.